CAGGUUUCACGCCCCGGCGUCUGCGGCUCGCUUCUGUUCGCGCCGCCGACUCGCCUCGCGUCCGCGUCGACUCGCUAGGGUUUGCCGUUCCCGUCGCGGGCGAAGGCGGCGUCGUCUCGUGGUGGCGCCGUCUCCGUGGGCCUUCCCGCUCCCAAGCGAUGGCCUUGGAAGCUGGGAGCCCAGCUACUUCUUUUACUCCACAAGUGGUUGCUAAUGCAUUUGUUAAACAAUACUAUCAAACUCUUCGUUACGCACGACAGGAUUCCUAUAAGUUCUAUAAUGACUCAAGUAUUCUUGGUCGGGCAGAUUCUAAUGGGAAAAUGAUGAAUGUAACCACAAUUGAUGAUAUCAAGGAGCAACUUGUGUCUACAGACUUCGCUGACUGUUUGAUAGAGAUAGAGACUGUUGAUGCACAGCCAUCCCAUGUGGAUGGUGUGCUCAUUUUGGUUGCUGGAUAUUUUACAACGGAUGCUGUGAAACAGAAGUUCACACAGUCAUUCUUUCUUGCUCCACAGGAAAAUAGAGGCUAUUAUGUUUUGAAUGAUAUGUUCAGACUUACCCAGAUUUCAACUGAGGUGAAGGAAGUUGUAGUUAACCAUGAUAAUAAAAGCACACAGAUUACUACCCUGCCCAAUGAUGAAGUUGUCAGCACUUCUGCAAAUGUUGUUUCUCCAGUUAAAAAUGAUGAUCCUGUUGUUGAGACAUGUGUGAAAGUGGUUAACAAGGAUGUUGAGAAGGUACCUGAGGCUUCAACUCCUACUGCUGAGAAAGCAGUUAACAAGGAUUUGGAGAAGAUUGCUGAGGCUGCUCCAGCACCUUGCGCACCAGUUGAGAAGGCUGCUCCAGCACCUCGUGCACCAGUUGAGAAGGCUGCUCCAGCACCUCACGCACCAGUUGAGAAGGCUGCUCCAGCACCUCGCGCACCAGUUGAGAAGGCUGCUCCAGCACCUCGCGCACCAGUGGAGAAGGCUGCUCCUGCUCCUCGCGCACCAGUGGAGAAUGCUGCUCCAGCACCUCCUGCACCAGUUGAGAAGGCUGCUCCAGCACCUCCUGCACCAGUUGAGAAGGCUGCUCCAGCACCUCCUGCACCAAUUGAGAAGGCUGCUCCAACUCCUCGUGCACCAGUUGAGAAGGCUGCUUCAGCUCCUCCCACACCAGUUGUGAAGUCUGCUCCAGCUCCUCCCUCAUCAGAUGAGAAGGAAGUAGCUAGAAAGAGUUAUGCAUCAAUUGUUAAAACCAUGAGGGAGAGCACACAGCCUGCCCCAGCUGCCAGACCCGCCAAACCCAAUCCAAGGCCAAAGGUGGCUCAAAAUGUGGACAAAAAUGUGUCCUCGCCUUCAAAACCUGCUCAUGCUACUGAUAAUGCCCUCCCAGGCGAUAAAAAUGUUCCAAAAAAUAAAGCAACUGAUGAGCCAGGAUACUCAAUUUUUGUUAAGAAUUUACCUUUUGAUGCAACUGUUAAAAUGGUGGAACAAGAGUUCAGCAAGUUUGGUGCUAUUAAAUCUGGUGGUAUACAAGUCAAAUGCCAGCCUGAUCAGUUUUGCUUUGGCUUUGUCGAAUUUGAGGCUCAGCAAUCCAUGGUAGCAGCAAUUGAGGCUUCUACGGUUUAUUUCGGCACAAGAGAAGCAUAUGUUGAGGAGAAAAGAACCAAAACACGAGUUGUCGAUGGUGUUAUCACCCGUGGGGAUGACAAUGGCCAAGGCUUCCAGUCUGGCAGAGGUGGUUACUACGGUGACAACUACAAGCGGCAGUGGGGCGGUCAGAAUAACGGCUACUACCACAACGGAGAUAACACAAGGAACGACUAUCCAGGCCGUGUCCGAGGACCGCAAGGGAAUGGCUACCAUCAGAACGGCAACGGCUACCACCAGAACAGGAAUGGCUACCAGCAGAACGGCAACGGCUACUCUGGGAAUGGCUACCAACAGCGACGCCCCAGCAACAACAAUGGCUACAGCAACGGGAGGGUUGAGCGCAACAAUGGCCCUAGGCAACAACAAGGCCAAGGCCCUGCUGCUGCUUAGACAUUUUGCAGUUGAUCCAUGAAACGAAAGCAGUGAGGAUACUUUCAUGUCCUAGGAACUAGGAACACAGCAAUUGUGCGUCUUUUGUCUGGAACUGCUAUGAGUAGUGGGGAACAGGUAUUGCAAGAAAUCAUCUACUAUCUACUCCUGCAAAAUCUCUGCUACUCUAUUAUGUUGUGCCGUCGUCCUCUUCAAGCUGUCCGUGUGCACGGCGAUUUUAUGCGCA
Messenger RNA from Sorghum bicolor (sorghum), 2250 nucleotides. Its product is annotated as pollen-specific leucine-rich repeat extensin-like protein 4. NCBI's taxonomy places the organism in Eukaryota, Viridiplantae, Streptophyta, Magnoliopsida, Poales, Poaceae. The transcript is spliced from 9 exons. Gene Ontology annotation, molecular function: mRNA binding. Gene Ontology annotation, cellular component: cytosol; ribonucleoprotein complex. The record is from RefSeq and is a predicted model, not a curated record. The coding region runs from base 159 to 2024 and encodes 621 amino acids.